ACUUCAUGAGAUUUAAACUUUUAAAAUUGGGAGGGAUCGGAAGCCGGUUGGCGUGUGAGAGGUUUUCUCACUCUAGGGAGAUUCUUCAAGCAAUCACUAUGUCAACAGACACAGGUGUUUCCCUUCCUUCAUAUGAGGAAGAUCAGGGAUCAAAACUUAUUCGAAAAGCUAAAGAGGCACCAUUCGUACCUGUUGGAAUAGCGGGUUUUGCAGGAAUUGUUGCAUAUGGAUUAUACAAACUGAAGAGCAGGGGAAAUACUAAAAUGUCCAUUCAUCUGAUCCACAUGCGUGUGGCAGCCCAAGGCUUUGUUGUAGGAGCAAUGACUGUUGGUAUGGGCUAUUCCAUGUAUCGGGAAUUCUGGGCAACACCUAAGCCGUAGAAGAAGAGAUGCUGUCUUGGUCUUGUUGGAGGAGCUUGCUUUAGUUAGACGUCUUAUUAUUAAAGUUACCUAUUGUUGG
Molecule: messenger RNA, 459 nt
Organism: Gorilla gorilla gorilla (western lowland gorilla)
Lineage: Eukaryota; Metazoa; Chordata; Mammalia; Primates; Hominidae
Product: HIG1 domain family member 1A, mitochondrial-like
Exons: 1
Coding region: 6-380 (124 amino acids)
Biological process (GO): mitochondrial respirasome assembly; negative regulation of apoptotic process
Cellular component (GO): mitochondrion
Source: RefSeq, a predicted model, not a curated record